GUGCGAUGAGAGCUGCUGUGUAAGUCGUUGAUCCCAGCAUCGGCGACCUUGGUGGGGUUUGACGCUGUGCAGAGCUGCAGGGCGGGAGAUGAUGUCAUUGUGCAUUUUUGGCUGAUCAUGACAUCUCCAUGGCCCAUGGGCAUGCACUGCGCUAGGGCAUUAAUGCUUGGCAUACGAGUAUCGAGAGCCAUCUGUCUUUGUUAAACCAUGACGUGAUAUUUUUAAACUAGCCUCAGCAUCUUGCUGCUAGGGGCCGAGGGAACCUUUGCGCUUCUACCCCACCUGCUAAACUGAUUGCCUUGGUAGGUAGCCUCCUAUCAGUUGAGAUCCCACAUUCCGUCCCAUCUCGACCUGAGCCUGCGCUUAUCAACUGGGCAUGGUGCUGGUUUACUCGCAACUCGAUCAUCCUGUCCCGGAGACGCCAUACAAUAACCCAUGUAUCCAGCUUCCAUGCCCUCGCCAUGUCUAGAAAACCAUCCAAAAAAAAAAAACCUCCCUCCCUGCCCCUGGUCCCAAACGGCUCCUCUAAACACAGAUCGUGCAAAUGCCGCCAUCAACUGAUGCCGUGGGGCCCAUCACCCCACUCCCUGGCCAGCUCCUCCUCGGAGCUGCCAUCAGAAAAUGCAAUUCAUUUCUGGGCUUUCGUGUUGGAAGAGCGGUGCUCAAUAGCGUGUCCGGCUCGAUCGCGCGCCAUAGACCACGGGCCCGCUUGGCCGACAGCCGGUCACGCGGCCCUGGCUGUGAUUGUGGUGGUUCCAACCCCUCGAGCCGGGAUAGCCAACCCGGAGAACGGGCGGCCGGUGUUGGUGGUGGUGGUGGUGAUGGCGGUGGUGCCUUGGAGGGAUGAUUUCCUCCCGGUAGUAGUAGUUCUCUUGGGGGCGGGUGCUGCCGAAGCACAUCUUGACUCGAGGGGGGAGGUAGGUAAAGUUCGAGCGCAUAAGACCCUGCGCCCGCGAUGGUCUGUCAGAAUGCCUUGCCCGAUUCAACUUGGCAAACCUAGUGUCAUCUGGCUCUUGUCAUGCGCCCCCUUGGUCGACAUGACUGAGACACGCAAUUAUGCCCGGAAAAGAACCAUGCCCUGUCCUUUUGCCGCAUUCUCGGCCAGAACACUGCCCAUGCGAUUCCGAGCCAAGCAAGAACCAGUGGGGCGACGUCAACCUGCAGGUUGCUGCAGCCGCGGAAGCGAAUGGAACCAGAUAGGCUAGGCUUUUCAAGGGAAACAGCCUAUCCAUUGAACUGGACCAUUAAUUGUUCUCGAGAGCGUCGGAACAACCUCCGGCGAAGAGCGAGCAACCUAGUUCCAGUGCCAGCGGGGUUGCCCCGAUGUCCACCACUGCACAGCGCCACAGGACUGCGAGGAACCG
Molecule: messenger RNA, 1364 nt
Organism: Phialemonium atrogriseum
Lineage: Eukaryota; Fungi; Ascomycota; Sordariomycetes; Cephalothecales; Cephalothecaceae
Exons: 3
Coding region: 462-1205 (247 amino acids)
Source: RefSeq, a predicted model, not a curated record